CUGGGCAGGGCCCAUUCGGCGCUGGGGAAUCCCUCGGGAGCGUCUUCCCUUCUCACGUCAUAUUUCUCCCCGCUUAGUGCUUGGGUCCGGGAAGAAUGAGGAGACACGGCCUAUUUCUGCAGGGAUAGGCGCAGGUUGACCGAAGUCCCUCGGGCUAACUCGUCGCUGAAGGAAAAAAUUACGCGGCUCCCCCCCCCCCGUCACUGUCAGAGAUGGACUCGCCCAAGGAAGACACUAAUAGUCCUGGCUGGGUGUAUAAAUCCGGAGGGGCUCUUUAAAGCCCCGGCGAGCACCGCGCAGGAGGGCGAGCUGCUGCCGCCGGGCCGCGGUGCUUCAUAAAAUAACUUCUAAAGGAAGCCUUCAGAAAUAAAAAGCGUGUUUGUGUUCUCUAAAACUAAUCUGAUCUUGCAACCUGGAUCUGUUCUAAGUGAAUGAUCAGGUCUGGUUAUGAGACUGAAGCAGUAGACCCAUCCUGAAGUGCUCAUACUAGGCAAGUGAUUUACGAGACCUUUUGGGCCAGUACACUGCUAACAACGUUAGUCAGUCCUUUCAAUGGACCACGUGCAACAUUAACCUUUUGGAGGUCUUUGUUUACUGUAACAGCUAGAGUGAAUCAGAAUGCCUCUCAAUGAUGACCAGAACAGUGAUUCAGAUUCUUCACGCCUCUCUGAAAGCACAGCUUCUUCUAGCGACUCUGAAUAUUCAAGACAGAGCUUUAACAGCGAUUCUUCAAGCAAGCCCAGUUCCCCAGCGUCAGCAAGCCCUCCCAAGAUUAUUACAUUUGAUGAACUGAUGGCAGCUGCAAAAAAUUUGACAGACUUGACUCUAGCUCAUGAAAUCGCUGUAAAUGCAAACUUUUGCAUAAAACACGAAGACUUCCCACAGAACAGCUUUGCAGGCACAGUGAAAAGAAUUGUACACAAGGCAUUUUGGGAUCACUUGGAAUCCGAACUGAAUGAAGAUCCUCCAGAAUAUGAACAUGCUAUCAAGCUCUUUGAGGAAAUUAAGGAGAUUCUUCUUUCCUUCCUGACUCCUGGAGCAAACAGGAUUCAAAAUCAAAUUUGUGAAGUCCUAGAUACAGAUCUUAUAAGACAGCAGGCAGAACAUAAUGCUGUUGAUAUUCAUGGGCUAGCUAACUAUAUCAUCAACACUAUGGGAAAGUUAUGUGCUCCAAUAAGAGACAACGAUAUAAAACAGUUAAAAGCAACUGACAAUAUCGUAGAAUUACUGAGACAAAUAUUCCAUGUUUUGGACCUGAUGAAAGUGGAUAUGGCUAAUUACACAAUUCAAAACCUUAGGCCAUACCUUCAGCGUAAUUUGGUGGACUACGAAAGAACAAAAUUCCAGGAAAUUCUUGAAGAAACACCCAGUGCCCUGGAUCUCACAACAGAAUGGAUAAAGGAAUCAAUAGAAGAUGAAUUGUCAUCUGUUGCUGAUGAAUCUUCAUCAUCCCCUGGUGCUGAUAGUAGUUCUAAACCAAUUAUUAGUCCUACACUGGUGCUAAACAAUGGCUACUUGAAACUGUUACAAUGGGAUUAUCGCAAAACAAUUCCAGAGACUCUAAUAACAGAUGAAGUUCGUCUUCAUGAGUUGAGAGAAAAGCUCAAUCAAUUAAAAAUCAUAGCUUGUGUUUGUCUCAUAACAAACAAUAUGGUGGGUGCAGCAAUUGUAGAUGUGCCCGAUUUUGCUGACCAACUGAAAAGGAUCUCUGUUCCUCUUCUUGAUGGCAUGAACAAGAAGACUUUUGAUUUGAAAGAGGCUCUGCAUGCUAUUGGAGUCCAGAUUUGCAGCAAAGUGAACAGAUCUCUAAGUGAAAGGGGUCUUCACACUCUUAAUGAAGAAAUGCAGAGUAAUUUAAUGGGUCAAAUAGCUCAUAUUGCUGAGGAGAAUAAUCCUGUCAGUUCUUUGAUAGAUAAACGAAUCCAGUUCUUCAUGAGAAGCUUGCUUGCUCUUCCGAAUUUUCAGAAGUGUAUGCCUUCUAUGCCAGGAGGCCUUUCUGUGAUUCAGACAGAGAUGGAGUUUGUUGGAUCUCAGUAUGCAAGCAUUGUAAACUUUAAUAAACAAGUGUAUGGACCAUUCUAUGCAAACAUACUUAGAAAACUACUUUUUCCUGAGGCACCGAUGGGAAAAGCAGAAACAGAAACACCUACCAAUUAAAAAGCUAUGACCUAUUUCUGUCCCCCUUUUUUUACCUUCCAAGACAGUGAUCUGACUUCUCCACUAAGAACAGCCCACUCCAGUGACUAUUAACGAGAGAGAUCUUGUAGAGUGUAUGCAGAUAGCUUCUGAAAUUCACUGGAAAGAUAUUAAUUCAAGGACUUAAAUAUUUUAAUAGACUAAAUUUGUUUAAUGCGUCGUGUCACUUGUAAUAGCCAGUGAAUUAUUAGUUUUCAAAGCAAGCAUUUAUUAUGAUUUGCAGUGGGAAAGAGCUGGCAAAGUACUUACUGUCUUGCCAUCAUUAAAACAUGUUAUUUUUCAACUUAAAUAUAUUUACGUAUAGCAAUGCAAUUAUGAAAUGACAAAAAAUUGUAGAUAAAAUGUACUAUGCUUACAUAGUAUUUUUGUAGAGCAACAUCUAAUAAAACACAUUUCUGAAAAGACUUUGAAGCAAAAAAAGUAUAACAUAACUGCUUUUGUAACCAAAACCAAGUUCAUCCUGGUUUUGGAUUACAUUAUUAUUACAUUAAGGAAUGCCAGUAUUAUAUACUGUUUGUGGAGUAUAGCAGUUACAGAAGAAGCAUUCACCACUUAAAGUAGGAAUCAUUCAGAACUUCUCAACAGUAAUUGAGAUUAAUGAUAAACACCUAAGAAACAUGAGGGUCGGCGGGGCGGGAGGGGAGAGUAAACUUCUGUAUAUAAUGUUUAUAAUCAUUUUGUUUAUCUAGUGGAGGUCGUACAUUAGAUCUUCAAUCUCCAAUAUGUGUAUGUACUGAUCUUUGAUCUUAAUGGGUAGUAAGUAUUUUUAAGCUGGGUCUUUCUGACCUUUAUUCCCAAAAGCACUUGAGAGUGACCUUACAGAGUACAACAGAGCAACACCCCCCCCUUUAUAUUCUGUUGGAUGAGGGCAUAAGCUUUUCACAACACAUUAUUGGUUGUGGAAGCAAGAACCCAAAUGAUUAGUCAUUCUUGAAAAUGUGAUUAGAUUAAUUUUCACCAAGUCUGUGAGAAAUACUGCAGUUUCCUUCAAAUUCCUUCAGAAUAGGCCCAGAUACUUAGUUCCCAUUUAAGACAUCAGGACUCUUGCAUACAGAAAAUGAAUAGGCUUGAAAUUGAGAAAUGUGGAAGUAAACUAAGUUUACCCAGGCUUUAUUUUGCAUAUUUCUGAUUACUGGGAAUAGAUACUGCUGGAAUACUUACUGACAUGUUCUUGUUUAUGAAAUUGAAUCGUCAUUUACUUGAAAAUGAUUUUUAAUAUAUUACCAUAUAAUGGUCCUUUUAAAAUGUCAUAUAUAUAUAAAAAAAUCCAUGUGGUACAAGUUAUAUAGCUUGUUUUUAAUAUUUUAUACUACAGUCUAUUUUUUAUGAAGAGAGAAAAACUUGCCCGUAAAAGCUUAAUGUGUCACACAAACUGUGUAUGUACAUUACUAUGUCUAUCAUAAAGGUCUAAAAAACUGGGCAUUAUUAGCGUACUCUGGUUUUGUAGUCCAUUUUUACAGAACUGUGUACUCUUUUUAGUAAGGGAAAUUAUUUCUAGUCAGUUGUUCCUCUGUGUCCAAGUACUUUGGUUACAUGUACAUGAUAAGAAACUUUCUUCAACAUGCCUUUUUAGAAAACAAAUUUCUUUAGCGCACAUCUGCUCUAUCCCUUGUAAAAGCAUUGCACAAAAUAAAGAUGAAUACAUAUUUUAAAGGGAACUGUUUCCUGAAGCCUGGAAAAACUGAGAGAGGAAAUGUUGGAAUACAGUAAUCGUGCCACUAGGUAAAACAGGCUUGCUCAGUUGAAUAUGAAAUUUUGAUAUGCAACUCAAAAUCAUGAAGAAUGCUUUUCAAAAGCAAUUAUGGGGAAAUAAAUCUUGGUGAUUUGCUACACCUUUAGCAAUACCUAAACUAUUUUGAGCUUCAGCCAAAAGAGGAUUUUAUGAACAUUUGAAGAUGACUAAUAACAUGAUUUUGAACUUUUUAGCAUAAUAUGCAUUCUAUUUUAAAAAUAAAUAGGAAACUAUAGAUCUUUAAUGUGCUGGGGAAACUGUCAUACUAGUUUUUACCGGUAAAUACUCAAAAAAUUAGGAUUCAUUGGGGUUUUUUGGUGAUUAAGGUGACUUGCAAAGGGCAUUUUAUAGCACGGCCUAUGUUUCAAAUGAUUGUUUAAUGUAUCUUCAUUUUUAUUUAAUGUUUCAAACAUGGACACUGCAUCUGUUUAAUGUCAUGUGUUGCAUGCUGUUUAUGCUACUGUGGCUGAAAAGUACUUGCCUGUACUCUGAAGUUGUCCUUGUGAAACAAGAUGCCAUUCUGUAGCAGCUUUCUUUGUUGAAAUACAAGUAUUUAAGGCUUUGUAUGAAUUAAAUUUUGUUUGUGAUACUGCCUGUGGUGAAAAGUCAUUUAUGCAAACUUUCUUAAAUAUAAUGGAUUGUUAAAUGCUGAAGAUAAAUGACUGCACUAAUAA
This is a messenger RNA of Tyto alba (common barn owl), 4602 nucleotides long. RefSeq names its product t-complex 11 like 2 (gene TCP11L2). The record is from RefSeq and is a predicted model, not a curated record. Lineage: Eukaryota; Metazoa; Chordata; Aves; Strigiformes; Tytonidae. Gene Ontology annotation, biological process: signal transduction. Bases 619 to 2157 code for a protein of 512 amino acids. The transcript has 12 exons.